This is a messenger RNA of Serendipita indica DSM 11827, 1014 nucleotides long. NCBI's taxonomy places the organism in Eukaryota, Fungi, Basidiomycota, Agaricomycetes, Sebacinales, Serendipitaceae. The record is from the annotation of a GenBank genome assembly.
AUGAGCACGUCUAACAAUGAGAAACAAGCUCGUCUUGUCCUCGUCUCGGAUGACGACGACGACGAGACGCAGCAACACGACGAAGAACCGGCCACACUUGAUGAUCUACUGGCCCAGCUCCCAGACGAUACAGAGGAAAUUGAUCUCGCGAGAUCAAGGCUCGCCUCUUGUAGCCACCUGGGCAUCCCCCGCUUUGCAAACCAUCUCCGUUCAAUCUGUCUGCGCGCAAACUUUCUCACAGACCUCGAAUCAGACGUAUUCGGACCCCUAGUUCACCUAGAAGAGGCAGACUUUUACGACAAUCGCCUGAAACAGUUGGGAAAUGCGUUGGAUGGCAAAGCUUCGCUACGCAUCCUCGAUCUCUCCUUCAAUCUCUUACGCGCUGUGCCUCCAGAGCUUGUGAAUAUCCCGGCGCUUCAGACGAUUUAUUUCGUGCAGAACAAGAUUACACGCAUCGAACAUUUCCAUCAUCUCGGCGCUACUCUCCGCAGUCUAGAGCUUGGAUCGAACAGGAUACGCGUCAUUGAAAACCUCGACGCGCUCGUGAACCUGGAGGAACUCUGGCUCGGCAAGAACAAGAUCACCAAGCUAGAGAACCUAGACAAACUGGUCAAACUCCGGUUGCUCUCCAUUCAAUCGAAUCGGAUCACGCGCAUCGAAGGUUUGGAGAAGCUUGUCAAUUUGGAAGAGCUAUACAUGAGCCACAAUGGACUUGAGAAGAUUGAAGGUCUUGAGAACAAUGUAAAACUCACGACCCUGGACGUGGGUAACAAUAUGAUCACUGCCGUCGAAAACGUCUCCCACCUCUCCGACCUCCAGGAAUUCUGGGCGAGCUACAACCAAAUAGCCGACAUUAAGACGAUCGACAAGGAAUUAGGCGGCCUGGCCAAGCUCGAAACCGUCUACCUCGAGGGCAACCCAGCCCAAAGGACGGAUAUGGCAAACUACCGACGCAGGCUCAUAAUCGCGCUCCCGCAACUCAAACAAAUCGACGCAACCCUCGUCAAAGUCUAG